Hypoxylon fragiforme is the source of this 456-nucleotide messenger RNA. RefSeq names its product ribonuclease P/MRP protein subunit. Gene Ontology annotation, cellular component: ribonuclease P complex. The transcript is spliced from 3 exons. Gene Ontology annotation, molecular function: ribonuclease P RNA binding. The record is from RefSeq and is a predicted model, not a curated record. Bases 1 to 456 code for a protein of 151 amino acids. Gene Ontology annotation, biological process: tRNA 5'-leader removal. Lineage: Eukaryota; Fungi; Ascomycota; Sordariomycetes; Xylariales; Hypoxylaceae.
AUGGUCCGCAUUAAGGAGCGCUACCUCUUGGUUAAAAUUCUCUAUCCCAAUGAGCUUGGCAGCCAUUCCGACCUCCCUGACGUUGUAGUCAUAAACCAACCUACAACUGACCAACUCAACCCUGCCGGUCUUCUUCGGGGUAUAAGAGCCGAGGUCGCCAAUCUAUUCGGGGACUACGGCUCAGGGACUGUUGAUGGCGGAAGCUUAGCAGUCAAAUAUUUUUCUCCAGCCACCUCUACUUUCAUAUUGCGUACUUCACGAUCAUCAUAUCGCUUAGUAUGGGCCGCCCUUGCCUUCAUGAGCACUGUGCCUGUGAAGAAUGGGAAGCCUUGCAUUUUCCGUGUAGUCCAUGUGAGCGGUACCAUGCGCAAAGUCGAGGAAGAAGCUAUACGUCGCGCUCGAAAUCUCAUUUUUGCGGCUGAAAAUGAGCAAAAGGAGCGACAUAGAAAUGGGUGA